Molecule: messenger RNA, 5078 nt
Organism: Passer domesticus (house sparrow)
Lineage: Eukaryota; Metazoa; Chordata; Aves; Passeriformes; Passeridae
Exons: 2
Coding region: 1031-2971 (646 amino acids)
Biological process (GO): viral process
Molecular function (GO): nucleic acid binding; zinc ion binding
Source: RefSeq, a predicted model, not a curated record
AUGUAGGGGUGCAUUAGUUUUAAGUUGGUUUAUUCCUGUACCCCCCAUUCUGUUUAUGGUUCUGCCCGGGCUUUCUCUCUCUCCCCCUUCUGAAUUGUCCCGUCAGCUACAUUUUAUCUUUCCUAAAUUCCUCCCUAACUGCCUGUCUGUUAUUCAGGGUCCUUGCCCAUUCAUCCAGAACAUUCUGGCCUGGACAUUGAAUGAUUGGUUUAGAGGUCGGGAUUCAACCCCUAAUUUAUUUACACUGGACAUCUGAGCUGUUUGUUAUGCGAUAUUCCCUCCUCUCAAAAUUUUAGAUUGGUCGCUGUGUUCUAGUUAUAAGACCUUGCCGAGCAAGCUUUUUUGUCCGCGCCCGAUGCACCAUCAAUAAAACACCUCCUUUUUCCCUGUCGGCGUGGUCCAAAGCCUUUUCUCCCGUGGGACGCAGCCCAGCUUCUCUCCUCACGGCUCUGGGGGUUUCUCGCCCUUCUGAAGGCAUUCCGCCUUAAAUACCUCACUGCUGCCGGCGGUGCUGGCCUGUGCAGCCGGGCGAGUCAGAGACCAAGAGGUCAGCAGUAGCCGCUGCAGGUUGGCGUCUCAAACGUGGGGCAGUCCGACACCCUACGACAGAGAACCCCGGAGCCGACGGGCGCGAUCCGUUGGACUCCCAGAAAGUUUCUCGCGAGUCGUUAACCUACCCUGUGUGGGAGCGGACCCAUUUUCAUGGGUACGUCCCCACUUGGGGACUGGAACCGGCAGCUCCGUGCACCCUGGAGUCGAGUUCCUCCACGGGAGUCAAACCACCCCUGGAAACGUGAGUUCUUUUCCCUUUCUUUCUUCCUCUUCCCCCCCCCCCCCCACCUUUGUAACUUGCACCGGUUUUGCCCGGUCCACCGGUUUCGCCCGGCUCCCCGGUUUCACCCGGGUUUCUCGUUUUUCCCUAGCUGGCCAGCGUCUUGCCGGCGUAGUCCGGCUCCGGGGGGGUUGCCCCAAAGGUCUUUUCCUUCACGUUAUCCAGGGUUGGUGGGUUUGAGCUUUUUACCAUCUCAUAAUGGGUGCUCAUUUUACAAAAGCUCAAAAAAGGCAUUUUAACUUUGUUUCUGUUAUCCUUUCUCGGGGGGGUUUUGAAAAAAUAGAAAAAAAAGAAGUUCAAAAACUAGUCAUCUGGCUGUCUGCUCAGUUCCCAGAGCUUUCCCCUGAACAAAUUCACGAUUGGCAUUUUUGGGGACAAGUUUGUACUAAAUUAGGGGAAUUAACUCGAGCAGGAAAUUCUUCGCUUUCGCAGACUGCUUUCUGGGCUUCCCAAAUUAGGAAAGUUCUAAAGUCCCAGAAGAAACUGAGGGGGCAGCCGUCUGACUCCAGUUUUGUUCCCGGUUCAUCUUCUUCCUUUUGUUCUAAUCCUUCCCCCUCCCCCGCUUCCCCCAAGCGCGGAAUCCUGAAAGCAGCAGCCCGCGACAGCACCGCGCGGGGCUCAGGUCACUGCCCUGGCUCCUUUCGGGAAUCCCGUUCCCCCCGCCCGGGAAAUUCUGGCCAAACUUCCCGGGGUUCUCCCUGUCCACCCCCUCUUCCACCUAAGAUUGCUCCCAGUCGUAAAGGUUCAGUUCGUCUCAAUAUUUCCCCCCCCUCUCCUCCUCCUUCCCCGCCAUCUACCCCACUCUUCCAGGAUAGCUCACAAGGAGCCCGAAAUGGCAGACACUGCGGGGCACUUCCCACCGACAUUCCUUCUUCUUCCCAAAACCCACUUUUUCCUCGCCACGACUCUUUCUCUUAUCCGGUUUCCCCUCCCACUGUUCCUCCCUCCGCCCCUCCCCUCCCUUCUCCCGGUCCUACACCCCGCGGUACUCCCACUCCGGCAUCAGCGCCUCCCCCAUACCACGUCUCCCAGGCGGGGACAAAGUCAUCAUCCGUCUCCGCCCCCAUUCUUAUCUCUCCCCCUCCUUCUUCCCCUCUCAGCUCCGGUUCCCACGCUCCGUCCGGAGCCGCGGCGGGGGGGGCUGAAGGCCAUAUUCCAGAGCCGCCAGUCCUUUCAGCGGCACCGGUCACUUACCAGCCCGGGAUGGGGGGGGGGAACCAGCCCCAGUGGAGCCCGUUCCCACAUCACUCGAUAAAGGAGCUGUGCAAAGCCCAAAAAGACUUCUCCCGGGAGAGUGAAUACUUCCGGGGAAUUCUGAGAGCCACACUCUCUGACACCGUGGUCACCCCUGCAGAUUUAAGGCGGCUGUUCUCCUGUCUUUUGAACCCCACAGAAUUCCUGGUUUGGGAAAAACAUUGGCAGAGAGAAAUUGGUAAAAUCUUGCCCUCGCUGCGGGAGAACCAAGUGACAGCCACAGAUCUGCAGGGGGGUGUGUUAACAACCGACCACUUGUGUGGGACAGGGGCAUGGCAGGAUGGGCAGGCUCAAGCGUGGUAUGUUCCAGUGGAGGCUUUAAAAGAGGGAGCCAAAGCAGCCGAGCGGGCUUUCUUCACCUUACGGUCUCUUGUUGCCCCCUUAACAUCAUAUAUGAAAAUCAUUCAAGAAUCUAACGAGCCCUUUUUAAGCUUUGUUGAGCGCCUCCGCAGGGCGAUUGAGACGCAGGUCCAUGAUGAGUCGAUUAAGAGGGGAAUCCUCACUGAGGUGGCAGCGACGAAUGCAAAUCCAGCUUGCAAGGCCGCUAUCCUCAGCUUGCCGCUAGAUCCUCCCCCCACGCUGGAUCAGAUGCUAGACGUCUGUGACCGCAAACUCGCUAUCAUCGCGGGGGAACCCGACCAGCAACCCAGGGCUCCAGCUCGAAGGGUAGCUGCCACCGACCUGGAGGAAGUCACCACAGCUGCUGCUGCUGCCCCGUCCCGACAGCCCAACACACCAAAGCUGCAACCCCGGACGGAUGCGCCGUGUCACCUGUGCAACCAAUCCGGGCAUUGGAUGCCAGACUGUCCCCUGAGGCGGGAGUUUUACGAAUUUAAAAAGAAACACCGGCCUCAGGGGACCCCACAACACCAACCAAAAAACUAAAUUGCAAGCGCGCCUCCUCCCCGCGCCACGAUAAAAAUAGGGCAGGUGUCACCAUUCCACCACGCGGGGAAAGGGGAAGGGAGGGGGACCUCCAGCAGGACCUGCCGGUUGCCACAGACUCUAAAACUUUACCAGACUUAACUUCUCACGAACCUAUUUCUGAUCUUUUUCAGGCGGUACCUCGGCCAGUCCUAACAACUACCUCCAGGACGACCCCCUUUCGGUUGCAGUUGACGGAGCCGCUCCAUCUUAUUGACUCAAAUAUCCAACUCGUCUCCGUCAGCCCGGAGUGCCCAGAAAGCCCGAGAAUGUCCGUCCCCAUAACCCACAUCGAGCUGAUCAUUUUCUGGAACUUUUUUGCCAUCGCGAGCUCAUGGAUUGUCCCUCAACCCAAGCAAAACAUUUGGAAGAUGCUCGCUGGCGCCCUCGGCAGAGAUCAUUUGUGCCUCUCCGCCACCUCGGCAGCAGACCCCUUGUCGACCUGCCUUGUGGGGAUCCCGCUUCCUCCAAAAGAGUUUCCCGAGCCCCUUUACUCCUUCCUUGAACCCCUUUCCCAAAAUAAAGUUUUCAGUCCCUCUAGUCCCAAUCCCAAUCCAAUCUGGAGGAGGCUAAUGUCCAAAUUGAAUAUAUCUAAAUCUGACCCCACCGAAUUUAAAUUGCUCGGCUCCGCGUCAGCAAAUUUGUGUGUUCAAUUUUUCCCUUCCCGCGACCGCUACGAAAAAUCUUUUACACCAAUUAUAGAACAGAAUCAAAACUACGCGGCAGGGAAUUGGUGUUCUGUCACCUCUCAUAUUACCACCCCCAUCUCAUUUGACGAUAAACCCAGAUCCCUCCCUAACGGCGUAUUUUUCAUUUGCGGAAACCGAGCAUGGGCAGGUAUUCCCCCUCGCCUUCUAGGAGGCCCGUGUACAUUUGGACGGCUGACGCUGUUUGCUCCCAACAAUUCCCAAAUUAAAGAUUGGAAGGAGAAAAUUGUCGCACACAAUUCAGUCCGCGUAGCAAGAGACCUUAAAGAUUUAGAUGAACAGUGCGACUCCAAAAUUGUUCAUUGGUCAAAGCCAGAAGGUGUCGCAUGGACAGUGUUUCUCCCAUGGGUGUCUAUUGCAAAGUCUCUAGGUGAAUUAGCUCACCUGGAGUGUUGGGUAGCCAGACAGGCCAAUUUUACCUCAGCCGCUCUAAGCAACCUCCUAGCAGACGAGGAAAUAACAAGGCAGGCGACUCUCCAAAACCGGGCAGCAAUAGACUUCCUAUUGCUGCUUCAGGAUCACCGGUGUGAGGAGUUCGAAGGGCUCUGCUGCCUCAAUUUAUCAUCCAAAGCCGGGGACGCCAGAAGAUCUAUUGACCAAAUGAAGGGAAUGAUCAGCGACAUUAAGGAGAAAACAUCAGACUGGUUGGGAGACAUCUUUACGGGAUGGGGUCUCUCGGGCUGGGUAGUCUCUAUUUUGAAAACUGUUGUUUUAGUCCUUUUCAUUUUACUAGUCAUUUCAAUUGCAAUUUCUGUCGUUUGGAGAAUUCUUAGAAGGCUUAUAGUUAAAUCGAUGUCUGCUUUAGAAGUGAAUCGGGUGGUAGUCGAAGAACAGAUUAUGGACGAAAGUCAAGAAGAAGGUGCCGAAGAAGACGAGCAGUUAAAAGACCACCCUGGGUCAGAUGAGUCCUCAGAAGAUGAUGUUUAAGUUACCCCACUCCUCCUUUUUCUUUUUAAACAAAGAAGGGGGAAAUGUAGGGGUGCAUUAGUUUUAAGUUGGUUUAUUCCUGUACCCCCCAUUCUGUUUAUGGUUCUGCCCGGGCUUUCUCUCUCUCCCCCUUCUGAAUUGUCCCGUCAGCUACAUUUUAUCUUUCCUAAAUUCCUCCCUAACUGCCUGUCUGUUAUUCAGGGUCCUUGCCCAUUCAUCCAGAACAUUCUGGCCUGGACAUUGAAUGAUUGGUUUAGAGGUCGGGAUUCAACCCCUAAUUUAUUUACACUGGACAUCUGAGCUGUUUGUUAUGCGAUAUUCCCUCCUCUCAAAAUUUUAGAUUGGUCGCUGUGUUCUAGUUAUAAGACCUUGCCGAGCAAGCUUUUUUGUCCGCGCCCGAUGCACCAUCAAUAAAACACCUCCUUUUUCCCUGU